AUGAAGCGUGGAGUUCGAGCUUUCCUACUCUCGGGCCUUUGUUGCUUUGGGGCUUGUCUUCCUGGAAGCGAGCAGCAACAACAAAAAAGGACAGUGUCAUGCGAGGACCCCGUCGUUCGGAAGGAAUGGCGGUCGCUCUCCGAGGUAGAGCGAAGGUCGUACUUGGAUGCUGUCAAGUGUAUGAUGGAAAAGCCUGCGUGGACGUCUACCUCGGACCUUCCCGGCGUGGCGAACCAUUUUGAAGAUUUCUUGGGUGACCACAUUCUCCAGGCAGACACGAUGCAUUUCGUGGAGAUUCGCGAAUGCGGGUUUCAAGGAGGCCAACCAUACUGGGACUGGACUCUUGACGCCGACUCCUUGGAUGGGUUCCUCGCCUCCCCAAUCUUCGACCCCGAAACUGGCUUCGGGGGCAAUGGUGAAUGGGUUCCAGGGACUGUCGAUAACCCUGAGCCUGGCAUGGCUGUACACGUUACAUCAGCUUUCACCAUGUCUUUCGACGACCGUUCGGGAGGAGGCUGCAUUCCAAACGGACCGUUUGCGAACAUGACGAUUCACAUGGGUCCCGGUGUCAGCGUUGAGCCCACCGAGUAUUGCGUUCGACGCGAUUUCACCCCUUCAGCGUUCAUGACGCUCGGAAACAGCGCUGUCGUUUCUGAAAUGAUGGAAACCCCCGAUUUUGGCCAUUUCACGGACCAAAGUGAGAAGACCAUUCACUCUGCAGGACAUCCAGGGGUUGGGGGCAUCUACGGAACCCUGACAGACCUCUACUGUAGUCCGGGUGAUCCCUUGUUUUUCCUCCAUCAUGCCAACAUGGACCGUGCUUGGUGGUCCUGGCAGUCCCGGGACUUGGAAACCCGCCUGACUGAUAUAUCGGGGCCGAUUGUGCCUUAUGACAAGGAGAAUAGACUGGGAGGUAACUACACGCUAGAUCAUACUGUCCGGGCUGGGACAACGAGCAAUGUAACAGUUGCUAUCAGAUCUUUGAUGGACAUUGAGGCUGAGGUUUUGUGUUACACCUAUAACACAAUCUACUAA
Messenger RNA from Colletotrichum higginsianum IMI 349063, 1035 nucleotides. RefSeq names its product Tyrosinase central domain protein. Gene Ontology annotation, molecular function: oxidoreductase activity. Bases 1 to 1035 code for a protein of 344 amino acids. The transcript is spliced from 4 exons. The record is from RefSeq and is a predicted model, not a curated record. Lineage: Eukaryota; Fungi; Ascomycota; Sordariomycetes; Glomerellales; Glomerellaceae.